Molecule: messenger RNA, 6716 nt
Organism: Chionomys nivalis (European snow vole)
Lineage: Eukaryota; Metazoa; Chordata; Mammalia; Rodentia; Cricetidae
Gene: Crybg1
Product: crystallin beta-gamma domain containing 1
Exons: 22
Coding region: 1-6210 (2069 amino acids)
Source: RefSeq, a predicted model, not a curated record
AUGCCGCUGUCGCCACCGUCGCCGGGCGGAUCCAGGGAGGCCAGCCCGUCCAAGGCCCCCAAGAAGCACCCCACCUUCCACAUCUGGCGCUCCAAGAAGAAGCAGUCUCCGCGGUCCAAUUGUGGGGUGUUCGUCCCGCACCCGCCCACGGGGCUCGGUGAGACCGGAGCUUUGGGUGUGCCAGAUGGAAGCCAAGAGGAGUCCCAGGAGUUCGCACUGCAUGGUGGAGAACCACAGUUAUCUUACAACCCCAGUGAGGUACCUGGCCCUUCAGCUACAGAGUCUGCAAUGUUUAAAAAGUCCAGAGCACAACCACCAGAAGACACCAGAAGGAAGCCAGUAUUGGGGAAACUUGGCACUCUUUUUACCGCUGGAAGGAGAAGGAACACCAGGAACGGGUUAGAGAGUCCCACCAACUCAAAUACCAAAUCGGCUUCUGCUAAACUCCCUGAAACGGAGAGUGAAAAAAAUAAGGCUCAGGGCAGCCAACCAAAGCCAACCAACGCGGGCUCCGGGCAGGAGACAGAGGGCCAGCCUGCACAGAGCUGUGAUCAGACAACCCCCGGCGAUGCCGAAGUGACACCUUGCUCCAACAGCAGUGUAGGGGUUGUGCACCCGUGCCACGACAGUGAUUCAGCCCAAUUAGAACCUCUGCAGGCAGAGGGAGAGACUUUUCCAAAUGCCACCACCACUGCCAAGGAGUUGCAUUCCUCACCGGGGAAUUGCUCCGGGCAGGAGAGCUCAGAGACGCUCGCCCGCAGUCCGGGGGAGGACGCGUUGCCAGGCGCUGCUGGCCUCCAACCAGAGACAGCGAGGGGUGUGUCGGGGUCGCCGCCUGAGGAGCGCCUCGUGAGAGGACUAGGAGAGGCCCCCGACGGAGCCCCCGGCGUGGGUGCCGAAGCGGGCUCUCUGGGGGCCACCGGGGAAGCAGUUGUGCCAGGUGAGCCUCCCUCCGUGGGUGCAGAGACCAGCCGCCCAGCCCGUUCCGUCGACCGCGCGCAUCCCGCCAAAGUGCUAACUUUGGACAUCUACUUGAGCAAGACUGAGGUGGCGCAGGUGGACGAGCGGGUCCCUAUAGCUCCGGGGACAGACGCUUGCGACGAUUCGGACGACAUGGAGAGGAGGUCAAGCGGCCGCCGGUCCGGCAGGCGGAGGAAGUCGCAGAAAUCCACGGACUCCCCGGGCGCGGACACUGUGGCGACCGAGAGCACGGCCAAGGACGACGCGGUGUUCGACGACGAGGUGGCGCCAGACGCGGCCGCUGAGAACGGCUCGGCGGAAAGGAAAGUGAAAUCGGCACACGCGACUCCCGACGCGGGCGCAGUCUCGUCCGCCAGCCCGGAGCCCAAGCCCAGCGCCGGCCCCCGGGGACAGCUUCGAGGCGAGCCGGACCGCGGCAAGCAACUGCCGCCCGCCUCGUCGCCCACCAAGCGGAGGGGUCGCAGCCGCGUUCCCGAGGCGGUGCCCAGCCCCGGACCGCGCGCUCCGGCCAAGGAGUCUCCACCCAAGAGGUCACCAGCCGCGGCGGACGGCGGGGAGGAGGCGGGCCGUGUCGUCCCGCGCGAGCUCACAGUCAGAAGCAGCUCCCUGCUGCCUGAGAUCAGGCCGGAGCACAAGAGGGGCCCACUGCCCCACCACUUCGACGGCCGGGGCGACGUGGGACGCAGUCGAGAGUCGGGCAGAGGAUCAGGAGCAUCCGACGCCGACAGCCUGAAGCCCAGGAACCAUUUCGGUGUGGGCAGGUCGACUGUGACCACUAAAGUGACCCUCCCUGCUAGACCCAAACAUGUGGAACUGAAUCUGAAAACCCCGAAGACUUCUGACAGUUUGGGAAAUGAGCACAGUUCCUUUAGCCAGCCAGUUCAUAAAGGAAACACUGCCAACAAAAUCUCCUUAUUUGAAAACAAGCGGGCUAACGGUAGCCCCAGACACCCUGACGUCCGUAGCACAAGGAACAAUCCUCCCUCUAAUAAGACAUUUGUUGGGAGGGCUAAGCUAAACUUAGCCAAGAAAGCCAAAGAAAUGGAGCAACCUGAAAAGAAAGCCUUACCAACCAGCCACCAGAAUGGUCUGGUGGCCAAGGAGUCACCCACAGACACCAAAGGCACGGAAGUCCCUAGCCCUAGAGAAGAGAUUCUUCCAGCCUCCAUAGGUGGGGGAGGAGAGCCCACCGAGAAUCAGGUCCUCUGCCCUGAGCCUGAUCAAAGUGAUAAGGCAGAUGUGCAGUCAGAUGCUGCCUGUCCUUCACAGCCAGUGCCCACUGCCCUGGUUCCUGUGAAGGAUGCUGAGCUCUCAGGAGAGCACCACUCAGAGGCUGCUGACAGCAAAACCCUUGUUCUUGACAACGUAAGUAAUACUACACAGGACAUCCCUGCCGUUCUUAAUGCCACAGAGUCCCCCCCAAAGCCACAGGGUGCAUUUUCUGACUCACAGCCCACAUCUGACUCAUCUAGGGAGUUUUCUGUCCUGCCUUCUGCUCCCCUUCCUGAAAACACUCUCCAAGAUAGCUGCGUUCAAGUCCCCAUCCGCACUAUCCCAUGCACUGAUCUAAAAGUAUCCGAAAACUCUAACGAAUGUGAUUUGUCUCACACUGAGAAAAUACCCAUCUCCAAACUUGGAGGAGGAGAAGCCAGCUCCACCUCAUCACAAGAGCACAGUCCAGAAACUGUGGGCAAUGAGUGUCCAUCCAAGGUCCUCGUCCAGGUCCGGUCCUUUGUACUUCCUGUGGAGAGCCCUCAGGAUGUGAGCGCUCAGGUCAUCUCGGAAAGCUCUGAAGUUAGAGAGGUGCAGUUGCCGAGUUGUCACAAUAACAAGCUUGAAGUCAUUUCUGUGGUCCCUUGCGCUCCCCAGCAAGAGGAUGGACCUGGCACAUCACCCGAGCACACCCACUGCAGAGAGGAGCAUGUGGUACAGUCUCGCCCACACAUCACACAGCCAGAACCUGUCCAGACUCAGAGUCAGAGCAGAGGGACAGCCCCAACAGCCGAGUUCAGCUCCACCCACUCUCCUACCAGCAAAAGUCACCCAGAAAGUCCCCAAAGGCCAGGACAAAAUGUUACCAGCCAGAAUACCCCUACCAGUCUUUUAAACACUUCUGCUACUAGUGAUGAUAGUGUCUUUGAUUCUUCUUCUGAUAUGGAAAAAUUCACCGAAAUUAUUAAAAAUAUGGAGAGCACAGUAUAUGUGCCCCAGAAGAAAAAGAAGGCCAGGAUCCCAAACUCUCCAGCCCCUCACUUCGCCAUGCCUCCAAUUCACGAGGACAGUUUGGAAAAGGUGUUUGAUCCCAACGUGUUUACCAUCGGCUUGGGGAAGAAGAAGGAGAGCCAGCCAGAAAUGUCACCUGCUUUGCAUUUGAUGCAGAACCAUGAUCCCAUGUCCAAACUGAGAGCGAAGCGUGCAUCCACGGAGCAGAGUGCCCUCUUCAAGUCCUUGCAUGCUAACACUAAUGGGAAGAGUGAGCCUCAGAUAACUUCAGACAUGAACGACAAAGAGAACAGGGACAUCACCAACGGUGGAAUUAAGAGGUCGAGGCUAGAAAAAAGCACGCUUUUCUCAAGCAUGCUUUCUUCUCUGCCUCAAGACAAAAUCUUUUCUCCCUCUGUGACAUCAGUCAACACGAUGACCACAUCUUUUAGCACUUCCCAGAACAGAUCUGCAUCUCAGGCUUCAGUGGUAGAGCCCAGGAAGGAGGGUGACCCGCCCUGUGGCUCAGACAAAGAGCAACCGCAUCUUACACCCCUCAGCUCCUUAAAGGUCUUCAAUUUCAACUCAUCAAAUAUGUCUCAUUCGAGUUUGAAAAGUCCAAGCCAUAUGGAAAAGAACUUGCAGAAAGAGGAGAUCAAGGAAGACCUAAGUUCUCGGAGCACCCUACCCUUGCCAGAGUACAGACACUCUGACUUACCCAAACUGAAGAACACUGAUGACACGGAAAAGACUAACCUCGUCGAAAGUGUUCUCAAGUCCAAUGUGCAGAACAUCGGGGCCACUGACAUGGACUUUUUGGGCCUUUACAAAUCCAGCCGCUAUGACCCAGGCCUUUCUUUUUCUGCGAUGUCGUCAGCAGAUCCUCUGACACUUAGAGGAAGUGCACACAGUAAACUCAAUCCACGGCCUGGGAAGAUCGUGAUAUUCAGUGAGCCCGACGUCUCUGAUGAGUGCAUUGAGGUGUUUGGGGACAUCAAGGAUUGCAGCUCUUGGAGCCUCUCUCCGGUGAUAGUUGUGAAAGUUGUCAGAGGAUGCUGGAUUUUGUAUGAGAAAGCCAAUUUUGAAGGGAACUCCAUCGCUCUAGAAGAAGGUGAAUUGGAACUCUCUCAUCUCUGGAGCAUGGAGGAUAUUUUGGAUGAAGAAGCCGAGUCUGAUAAACCUGCAGUAAUUGGUUCCAUCAGACAUGUGGUUCAGGACUACAGAAUUAGUCAGAUUGACUUGUUUACGGAGCCGGAAGGGCUAGGACUCCUGAAUUCCUACUUUGAUGAUACUGAGGAAAUGCAAGGCUUCGGUGUGAUGCAGAAGACAUGUUCCAUUAAAGUGCACUGGGGCACGUGGCUGAUCUACGAAGAACCUGGAUUUCAAGGUGUCCCCUUCAUCUUGGAGCCCGGCGAAUACCCGGACUUAUCCAUCUGGGACACUGAAGAAGCAUACAUUGGAUCCAUGCGGCCUCUGAAAAUGGGUGGCCGUAAAGUUGAAUACCCUACAGAUCCCAAGGUAAUUAUUUAUGAAAAGCCCUCCUUUGAAGGAAGGUGUAUGGAGCUAGAAACAGAGAUGUGCAGUUUUGUCGCGGAGGGAGGUGAGACAGAAGAAACGACUGAAAAUGACCGGCUGCCCUUUACUUCGGUGGGGUCCAUGAAAGUCCUAAGAGGCGUGUGGGUUGCGUAUGAGAAGUGUGGCUUCACUGGCCAUCAGUACUUGCUAGAAGAAGGAGAAUACAGGGACUGGAAAGACUGGGGAGGAUACAGUGGAGAACUUCAGUCUCUGCGGCCAAUAUUAAGUGAUUUUUCAAAUGCUCACAUGAUAAUGUACAGUGAGAAGAACUUUGGCUCCAAAGGCUCCAGUAUUGAUGUCUUAGGAAUUGUUGCUAAUUUAAAGGAGACCGGAUAUGGAGUGAAGACACAAUCAAUCAAUGUGCUAAAUGGCGUGUGGGUAGCCUAUGAAAACCCUGACUUUACAGGAGAGCAGUAUGUCCUGGAUAAAGGCUUGUACACCAGUUUUGAGGACUGGGGAGGCAAAAAUUGUAAGAUCUCUUCUGUUCAACCCAUAUGCUUGGAUUCUUUCAAUGGUCCAAGGAAAAGAAAUCAGAUUCACUUGUUUUCAGAGCCACAGUUCCAAGGCCAAAGUCAAAGUUUUGAAGAGACAACAGAUCAAAUUGAUGAUUCAUUUCUGACUAAGUCUUGUAGAGUUCUGGGAGGCAGCUGGGUUGCUUACGAUGGAGAAAAUUUCUCCGGCAAUCAGUAUGUGCUGGAAGAAGGCCAUUACCCUUGUCUCUCAGCAAUGGGGUGCCAGCCUGGGGCGACCUUGAAGUCUCUUCGCUUCAUAGAUGUGGAAUUUUCUGAACCAACAAUUAUUCUUUUUGAAAGAGAAAACUUCAAAGGAAAGAAGAUUGAACUGAAUGCUGAAACAGUCAACCUCCGAUCCAUGGGAUUCAACACUCAGAUCCGCUCUGUUCAAGUCAUCGGUGGCAUAUGGGUUACUUAUGAAUAUGGCAACUACAGAGGCCGACAGUUCCUACUGUCUCCUGCAGAAGUGCCAAACUGGUAUGAGUUCAGUGGCUGUCGCCAAAUAGGUUCUCUCCGGCCCUUUGUUCAGAAACGAAUAUACUUCAGACUUCGAAACAAAGCAACGGGGCUGUUUAUGUCAACCAAUGGGAACCUAGAGGAUCUGAAGCUUCUUAGGAUCCAGGUCAUGGAAGAUGUUGGUGCCGAUGAUCAGAUCUGGGUCUACCAGGAAGGAUGCAUCAAAUGCAGGAUAGCGGAAGACUGCUGCCUGACGAUCGUCGGCAGCCUCGUCACGUCUGGCUCUAAGCUGGGGCUGGCCCUUGAUCAGAAUGUCGACAGUCAGUUCUGGUGCAUGAAGUCCGAUGGCAGGAUCUACAGCAAGAUGAAGCCAAAUCUAGUCUUGGACGUGAAAGGAGGUGCGCAGUACGAUCAAAACCACAUCAUCCUCAACACAGUGAACACAGAGAAGUUAACACAAGUGUGGGAAGCCAUGGUCCUGUGACCCUGAACCGAGAAUGCAGGAGUGUUUACAGCUCUUCUGGCCACCGUAUUGAAGAAAAAUAAAAUUACAGAGCUGAUGCACUGAUGGAGAAGCCAAGUGGAAAGUGGACCGAAGGCUAUGGCAGGGAAAUUAUCUUUUCAAAGUCGUUUGAAUUUGAAGCCAAUAGUUUGCUGUUCUUGUUUCUUGCCUUGGGUUUUCUCAGUAACUCCUUAAACAGGUUUUGGGUGUAGAUGUUCUAAAGAUCAAGACCACGUUGUAACUUAUUUCCAGAGACAAGAGGAGACAAGACCUCUGAGUGUUGAAGCCUGGAUUCCCUCAGAUUGCUUGUCAGAAGACUUAGCAUCGGAGGCUGCUUUGCCAGACUUCUGAUCCACUGCCUUAACAUUUAGCGCUGGAUGGCAGAUUGGGAAACUUCUAUAUACUCAGACAUGUUCCAAGGAGUUUAGCGAGUAUAAACAAAACACUAUUUUCAGUUAAUGUUCAAAAUGAAUAAAUUUGUAAAUGUU